AUGGCCGCGAACUUGACCACGCACACCUACUUCUACCGCCGCUGCUUGAACCGGAACUUCAUCCGGUCCUACUCGGACAGCCGCAGGACGGCGCCACCGUCCGACAGGUGCUGCAGCAACUCGCACUACCCGCCGUGCCGCGGCUCGUCCUCAAGACCGAGGCCGAGGCCGAGGCCCGGGCCCCUACGAGGAAGAGGCCGCAGAGGCCGUAGGCGCUCGUACAGGACCUACAGCGCCUACGGGAGCUGGUCGCGGCAGGUGCUGCAGCGGGGCACUAUCGAGCAGAGACAGAGCAGAAACGGAACGGGCAACGACAAUGGCAACGGCGACGAGCAAGAGAAGAGCCGGUCGCGAACGUGGUAG
Messenger RNA from Trichoderma citrinoviride, 363 nucleotides. RefSeq lists its product as hypothetical. NCBI's taxonomy places the organism in Eukaryota, Fungi, Ascomycota, Sordariomycetes, Hypocreales, Hypocreaceae. The coding region runs from base 1 to 363 and encodes 120 amino acids. The record is from RefSeq and is a predicted model, not a curated record. The transcript has a single exon.